Haliotis rubra (blacklip abalone) is the source of this 1663-nucleotide messenger RNA. RefSeq names its product clathrin light chain A-like. Gene Ontology annotation, molecular function: clathrin heavy chain binding; structural molecule activity. The transcript has 6 exons. Gene Ontology annotation, cellular component: postsynaptic endocytic zone cytoplasmic component; clathrin coat of coated pit; clathrin coat of trans-Golgi network vesicle. The record is from RefSeq and is a predicted model, not a curated record. Bases 52 to 816 code for a protein of 254 amino acids. NCBI's taxonomy places the organism in Eukaryota, Metazoa, Mollusca, Gastropoda, Lepetellida, Haliotidae. Gene Ontology annotation, biological process: clathrin-dependent endocytosis; intracellular protein transport; clathrin coat assembly.
GCACUUCCCUUCUGACGUCAUUGCCGGGUUGCAAGUGGGAGAGAGAGAAAGAUGGCAGAUUUUGACAAUUUCGAGGGUGCUAAUACCGCAGAGGAAGAUCCUGCAGCGGAAUUUCUAGCGAGAGAACAGACAGAACUUGCAGGAUUGGAAGAUGAUAACUUCGGAGGAGAUAGUGCUGGGCAGCAAGCGGGAGGUGACUUUGAUGCUUUUGGCAGUCAAGCCACAGAGCCUGCAGCUCAGAAUGAUCUGUUUGGUGGCGGUCUAGGUGGUGGGUUUGACAUGUUAGGGGGAGACAACUCCUCGGGAGACGGACUCCUUGAUAUGGGGUCAGUACCGCCUUCUGGGGGACUGCUGGAUAUGGAUGCGGCUCCUCCAUUGGUCAUUGAACAGUCAGCUCCUGAACAAUUUGUACCGGCAACCAAUGGUCCGACGGAUGCAUAUUCUGCCAUCUCACAGGUAGACACAGAAAGAGCUGAGCCUGAACAAAUCAAAAUUUGGAGAGAGGAACAGAAAAAUAGAUUAGAGAAAAAAGAUAAGGAAGAGGAGCAGAAGAAGGGGGAGUGGAAUGAGGUUGCCAGGAAGGAACUGGAAGACUGGUACAAGCAUCAUGCUGAACAGCUGGAGAAGGCCAAGGAGAACAAUAGAGCUGCAGAAACUGCUUUCAUUAAGGAACGUGAUGAGAGUAUCCCUGGAGCUCAGUGGGAGAAGAUAUGUCGGUUGUGCGAGUUCAACCCCAAGAACGUGAAGUCCACAAAGGAUGUGUCCAGAAUGCGCUCCAUGUUGCUGCAGCUGAAGCAGACUCCUCUUGUUCGCUAGGUGUUCAUCUUAUCCAUACUAGAAUAUCAGAUUGUCUCUUGUAGAAAGGAAUAGGGAAGGACUAGAGUCAUCUUUUGUCUGUUCGUCUCCACAAAAUAGAGUCAGGUACUCUAACAUACAUUGAUUUCUACACUUUUGGGUAGGACACACCUGAAAAUGUUUCACAGAAAUUCAGCUCUUUUUUAUCUUUGUUCUUAAUUGUAAGUACUUUGUUAAGAAAGGUUGUAGGAAGUGAGACACACCCUUGCCCUCUUCUCAGAGAUAGUCAAGAUUCUAGGUGUUCCGACAACCGUGUAUGCUGACUGACAAGUCGUCCUUGCUAUACAUCCAAAGGUGCCCAUAUAUUUGUGUUUCAUAGUUUGUUGUAAUGUAUACUCUGAUCAUGUCACUCAUCGUAGGCAGGAACGAUAACCAGAUAGCGUUCUGAACAGGUGUCUACUUAUUCAUCUUUGUUUAUGAUAUAUAUGAAACUUCUAUCAGGAAUUGUUUUAUGUGAGGAAAAUAGUAAUUAACACUUUUGAUAUAGUUAAGGAAAUUAAGGGCAUCUGCACCUAUUGUAAAAAUCAAACAUGUAUGUUGUAGAUAUUUACUGUUGUGGUUAGUCAACAAAAUGCAUUGAAAGACCAAGCAUGAAUCAUGCAGCAAAUGAAAUUGAUAGAAUUUGCUGGUCAAGGAGUGAGUGUAUGUCAUUAGUCACAUUUCUCAGUUACCAUGGUACUGUCAAUUUUAGAUUGUAGAGUGCAAUUAUUUGUUGGGGAUUUUAGAGUGAGAAAUUUGUGUCUAUGAAUGACUGCAUUCCAGGUGUAUAUUUAUUUGACAUGUCUACAAAUAAACAUUAUCAGUUAUA